Molecule: messenger RNA, 1918 nt
Organism: Herpailurus yagouaroundi (jaguarundi)
Lineage: Eukaryota; Metazoa; Chordata; Mammalia; Carnivora; Felidae
Gene: PDGFD
Product: platelet derived growth factor D
Exons: 7
Coding region: 91-1203 (370 amino acids)
Biological process (GO): positive regulation of ERK1 and ERK2 cascade; positive regulation of protein autophosphorylation; platelet-derived growth factor receptor signaling pathway
Cellular component (GO): membrane
Molecular function (GO): growth factor activity; platelet-derived growth factor receptor binding
Source: RefSeq, a predicted model, not a curated record
CCUGUUGUGCGUCCCGCUCGGCUUUGCCGGCGGCCACACGCGCUCCAGCGGGCGGUGCAGGGAGCGCCCAGGCCUCGGGUCGCCGGCCCAAUGCGCCCGCUCGGCCUCGUCUACACCCUGGUGUGCGCCAACCUGUGCGGCUGUCGGGACGCCCCCGCGGCCCCGCAGAGCGCGUCCCUGCGGGCCCUGCGCGCCGCCGGCCUCCGGAGAGAUGACAGCAAUCACCUCACAGACUUGUACCGAAGAGACGAGACCAUCCAGGUGACAGGAAACGGCCAUGUGCAGAGCCCUCGCUUCCCCAACAGCUACCCCAGGAACCUGCUUCUGACGUGGCGCCUCCGUUCCCAGGAGAAAACAAGAAUACAGCUGGCCUUUGACAGUCAGUUCGGAUUAGAGGAGGCGGAAAAUGAUAUCUGCAGGUAUGAUUUUGUGGAAGUUGAAGAUGUAUCUGAGACCAGUACCGUAAUUAGAGGGCGGUGGUGUGGACACAAAGACGCUCCCCCCAGAAUAACAUCAAGAACAAACCAAAUUAAAAUAACAUUCAAGUCUGAUGACUACUUCGUGGCUAAACCUGGAUUCAAGAUCUAUUAUUCUUUUGUGGAAGAUUUCCAACCCGCAGCAGCCUCAGAGACCAACUGGGAGUCCGUCACUAGCUCUAUCUCCGGGGUAUCCUAUCACUCUCCAUCAGUAACGGACCCCACUCUCACUGCGGAUGCUCUGGACAAAACAGUCGCAGAAUUCGAUACCGUGGAGGACCUGCUGAAGCACUUCAAUCCAGAAUCGUGGCGAGAAGACCUUGAGAAUCUCUACUUGGAAACCCCCCAUUAUCGAGGGAGGUCCUACCAUGACAGGAAGUCAAAAGUUGACCUGGACAGGCUCAAUGACGAGGUCAAGCGCUACAGCUGCACCCCCAGGAAUUACUCCAUCAACUUACGAGAGGAGCUGAAGCUGACCAACGUGGUUUUCUUUCCACGCUGCCUCCUCGUGCAGCGCUGUGGCGGUAACUGUGGCUGUGGGACCGUCAGCUGGAAGUCCUGCUCCUGCAAUUCAGGGAAAACUGUGAAGAAGUAUCAUGAGGUGUUACAGUUCGAGCCUGGCCAUUUCAGGAGGAGGGCCAGAGCCAAGCACAUGGCUCUCGUCGACAUCCAGCUGGAUCACCACGAGCGCUGCGACUGCGUCUGCAGCUCGAGACCGCCGCGAUAGGAGAACGUGUGCCAAAUCCCCUCGCGCGCGCGAGGGAACCUUUCGUGUCGGGGGGCGGGGGGGUGUGAGAGGCCCUGUUCCACCAGCAGCCGCACUUGGGACCGGCCCGUAGAGCCGUGAGCGCCGGUGGGUGCUGAACCACCGCCUGGCUCGCUCAGCCGCAGCAGGUGGAAAGGCCCCUCAUCAGCUUCUGUUCCCCAGAACACAGGAUGGCCUGUAAUGAUCGUGUCAGAGAGCGUGCACGUGCAUACAUACGUGUGUACGCCGUCCGUGUCUACGUGUAAAUACAUCAGCUGGUUUCUUCCGUGUACCCCAGAGCUUACGUAUGCUGCAGGUCUGUAGACCCUUAAAAUCUUUUGACACAUUGAGCGACAAAUUAAAUACGUGAAAUGCGUCCUUGGAAGAUUCAGAAGAUUACUUUGUUUACUUCUAAAUUUGACUCACAAAACAGUUUUGGAUCUUGGUCUCUUAGAAAAAGCGCUGUGUAUACUAAAAAACCAAUAAAUGGGCUUUUCUUAUAGAUACAUCCUAAUUAUAAAAAAAAAAAAGAAGAAGAAAAAGAAGGAGAAGAAGAAGAAGGAAAAAUACGGUUUCUGGGAAAAAGGCAGAGACCUGACCAUUUUUCCCGAGGGACGCACUACACGCUUACCUAUGUAGGCAGUAAUUACCUGUCUGCAGAAGCAUGCGGUAAUAAUAUAGAUGCCUUAGAAAUUAA